Bombus huntii is the source of this 610-nucleotide messenger RNA. Its product is annotated as general odorant-binding protein 56d-like. Gene Ontology annotation, biological process: sensory perception of smell. The transcript has 5 exons. Gene Ontology annotation, molecular function: odorant binding. Lineage: Eukaryota; Metazoa; Arthropoda; Insecta; Hymenoptera; Apidae. The coding region runs from base 87 to 497 and encodes 136 amino acids. The record is from RefSeq and is a predicted model, not a curated record.
GAGAUACAUUUAAUGCGUAUUCAGUUCUUAGUGAACAUUCGUACAGAUCGUGUUUACUCGAGCUCCUCAAGAACUCUUAAAGAAAGAUGCGCUCGCCCGCUAUCAUCUUUACCUUCUGUCUAGUCGGUGCUUUGGCGCUCACAGAGGAUCAAAAAGCCAAAUUGGAGGAAUACAGGACAGCUUGCACCACAGAGAGCGGCGUCGACCCACAGGUGGUAGAAAAUGCAAAGAAAGGCAAUGUUGCUCAGGACGAUGAAAAACUUGCUUGUUUCUCCUUCUGUAUGCUGAGGAAGAUCGGAAUCAUGGACGAGAAUGGAGACAUCAAGGAAGACGUUGCCAAGGAAAAGAUGAUAGCAGGCGGAUCGCCCGCGGACAAAGUUGAUAAUGUGGUCUCCAAAUGCAAACACAUCACUGGUCCCAACAAGUGCAAGAAGGCUGGUAACUUGAUGAAGUGUUUCUUAGAGAACAAGAGCUUCAACGUACUUGAAAGCAACUAAAAAUUAAACUGUUGAAAGAAAAUGAUUUAAUUCGCAAUUCAACACAUUUCGUAUUUUAAAAAACACAAAAUAUUUGUAGAUUUAUAUUAAUAAAUUAUAAUACUUUAACACUA